Molecule: messenger RNA, 4858 nt
Organism: Sinocyclocheilus anshuiensis
Lineage: Eukaryota; Metazoa; Chordata; Actinopteri; Cypriniformes; Cyprinidae
Product: regulation of nuclear pre-mRNA domain-containing protein 2-like
Exons: 11
Coding region: 366-3647 (1093 amino acids)
Biological process (GO): mRNA 3'-end processing
Molecular function (GO): RNA polymerase II complex binding
Source: RefSeq, a predicted model, not a curated record
UCUGUCCAGUGUCCGUGACUGACCCCUGCUGGAUGUUUGCAUGUUUUAGCAUUAUGAAAUAUUCAUAUUUAUAAACGCUUCAGAGUGAGUUCAAAAGACCAAAGUUUCUACCUCUGCAAUACUGCAAAUUUUGUGUUGUAUAACACAUUUUCUUUGUCUGAGAAAAGUUGGAAGACAAGCAAGAAAGCAAGAGAGAAAAAGAAAAAAGAAAGAGAAAGAAAGAAAGAAAGAAAAAGACUUUUGGCUGUACAUGUCUAAUGUUGUUAUUGUAAUAUUGAGAAUAAUGGAGGCUCAGAGUCCCAUGAUGUUGCCGUAUCCACACUUGAACCUGUGAGGGGCAGCACUGCGACCAGAAGACCUGGAAAAUGGCGGCUGGAAGUGCGCACAAUAGUGGCUCAUCGCCGCGCUUGGAGUCCACUUUGGACCGUCGCUUUCAGACUGUAUCCAACACAAUGGAAUCCAUUCAGGGACUAUCCGUCUGGUGCAUCGAGAACAAGAAAUAUCACAGCGUGAUCGUGCGAUACUGGAUAAAGUGGCUGCGCAAAUCGGAUGCGCCACACAGGCUUAAUCUCUUCUACCUGGUGAAUGAUGUCAUUCAGAACUGUAAAAGGAAAAAUGCCAUAGUCUACCGCACCACCUUUACUGAUGUGCUGCCAGAAGCUAUGAAGCUCAUCAGUGCCACAAAGGAUUCUAAGGUGAACAAGGCAGUGGUGAGGAUACUGUCCAUUUGGGAGGAGAGAAGUGUCUAUUCAGAGGAGUUCAUCAGUCAGCUGAGGAAUGGUUUGGUUCAGAAAGAAGAACCAGUGAAAGUUUCAGCUCCAGUCAGCUCCAAAUCUGCCCUGAAAUCCAAGAUUGUUGCUGAGUUUGUGCCCUCAGCAUUUAUUGAGCAUCUGUCCAAGUACAGGAAGUCCAUGGAUGAGAUUGAGCUCAAAGAGAAACAGUUAGCUGCAAUGAGAGUGGAUGUGUGCAGCACAGAGGCUCUGAAGAAACUGAAAGACAAGGCAGGAGGUAAAAGGUUUUCUAAAGACUUUGAAGAUGGGAGUGCAAAGCUUCAGGAGUUUGUUUCCUUUCUGGAUGGAGAGGUCAAAAAAGGCCCUUCAUUGAUAGAAGCUCUGGAGAAUGCAGAUAUAUUUUAUGAGAUGCAAUAUAAAGAGGUCAAGAUUGUGGCUAAAGCCUACGAGACAUUUGCAAACCGGGUGUCGCACCUUAAGCGCAAGCUUGAUGCACUGAAGAAUAUGUUGCCUGAUCCAGAUGACUCCCCCAUUCCCUCCCCGAUUGAAGAUGCUCCCUCACCCACGGGCUCUGAGUCACCUUUCAAUGCUCUGGAAAGGAUUGGUACCCCAGACCCAGAGCUGGAUGGGCAAGCAAUGGAGGAGGACCUCAUUGCUUUGGCUGAUGCUCCCAGCCCUCUCUCAUCUGUCGGGGGUUCCUCACCACCAAGUGCCCCUUUGGGAGACAAAGACAAUCGUGACAUAGAGGACAUGGACCUCUCGGAUGUAGAGGAGAUGGAAACACCUGCCAUCAUAGUUCAGGAACAUGUGGCCUCUGCUGUUGUGUCCAAACAGUCCACUGUCACAGAAUCCUUACCAACAAAUGAAGGCACACAAACAAAGCAGAUCUCAACCCCAGCAGUGACUGUUCCCUCAGCAGUAACAACAACAACAACCACCACCACACCAACCACACCAUCACUGCCAGUGAACCUUGCUGGUGUUGACCUAGGCAAGAUCAGCUCCAUCCUCAGCACAAUCACAAAUGUUAUGAAGAACUCAGCUGUUGGAGUUAGUCCUGUAUCUCGGUCUUCCCCAAGUGUACCUUCUACUCCAAGCUCAACUCAAAAGACUCCCACUACUGCCCCUACAGCCAACCCACUGGCCAGCAUCCUUUCUAGGGUGGACAUCAACCCCAACACUCUGCUCAGUGCUCUAUCCAAAACACAAACCCAUGGGGGUUUUCAGGGUCUGUCCUCUUUGCUAAACAACCCGGCUGCAAAGGCCACCACAAUUUCAAAUUCUGAAAAGCAAUCCCUAACCACACCUAUUACAGCAGAGACUCAUACAUCUCCUACAGUCUUACCUACUCCAUCUAGUCUCCCACUGGCUAGGGAUCCCACCUCUCAAGGAUGUGUGGCUCCUACGCCCAUGCAGUCCAAUAUGGCGAAUGAGAAGGGCUCUUCUCUCAACUCUACCUUGGACUCCAAGAUUGAUAACUUCCUCCAAGGUCACCCAGGACUGAAAGGCUUUAAUUUGGGCUUUCCAUCUGUUCUGACAUGGCCUAAAGGAGCUGUUGAUAGCCCUUCAGCAAGUGCAGAAAACCUUGGUGGAACCCCUGUAAGGGAUGAAGCUGGUUCUACACCAACGCAAGAUGAAAUUAUGGAUGUUCCUCAAUCAGAGCUGUUCCCGUAUCAGCAGGGACAAAUGAUGUCUAAUUCUACAGCUUUGGAUGCUAAAUCAACGCGUCCACUUCCAUCUUGGCAGGAACAAAAUGCUCAGGCCGAUCCACAAGCUCAUACGGACAUGCACCAGAAGACUGCACCAAAAAAAGACUUCCAAAAGUCUGUGCCCUCUCUUGCUGAGGCAGAAGCUAUGCGGCAUCAACGCAUCGAAGCAAUGCGUUCCUCUUCUUUGUCCAGCAACCAGCAACCUUUGAGAGACAGUGUAGAAGCCACCGAGAGAUCAGGUGUGAUGCUUCAAGAGCCGAGACAAAACCCCUUAAUUCGUGAUGUGGGACCAAAUUCUAAAAUGGUGGAAGGUAGCUAUGCAUAUCGAGAUGAUCAAGAGAAGCAAGUAUCGGCCAGCUCUGAUGCAUACGGUGCAGAGCCAUACCUUGCCAAAGAACCAAGACAGGAUCUUGCUGCACCUAACUUCUUCACAACACCUCUGCCACCGAUCCCAAAGCUUCCUCCUCCUCCACAAGACUUCAUGCAUCCAGCAUCUUCGAGAGCAAGUGGUCCUCGUCCCACCAGAGAUUUGCAGGAACCUUUCGGGGAAGCAGAAAGAGGUGGUGUUGAUGGAUCGCAUGCCCCAGCAAACUCUGAUUAUGAACACUUGUCUCAUGAGGUUCCAAACAAGGAGCCUUUCCAUCCACAUGGGGAUGGGGCCUCUCACUCUGCUCAUGCACUGCACCUUGCUCCUAAAAUCCCACCGAAUGGUCCAGUGGACUACAACCACCGACAUCCACCAAGAGUACCUCUGCAGCGCCCUCCAAGUGUACCCCAUCACCACAUUGGGUCUCCUCCUUCAGUAAGGAGUUACCAUGAAGCCUCAAGUCCUCCUCGACCUUUACCUGAAGAUCCAUACUUUGACCCAUACUAUGAACAACCACCACGUAGCCCCUCUCCCCCUCAUUACGACAUGCACCCGAUUUCACCUCAUGCACAAGAGCAUUAUACUGAAGAAAUCCCACCUCACUACCCAGAGUGCAGGGUUCCUCCUCACUUGGAACACAGGCAUCCACCACCACACCAUGUUCGUCCACCUCACCCUGGGCACUAUCAAGCUCCUAGGCCCCUUCGUAGGCCACCACCGGUCCAUCAUGAGCCACCCUUUCCAAGGGGCAAGCGACCUGGCCCACCGUUUGGUGGACCUCCCAGAUUCAGGGGCCCCUUUUAUCCCCCUAAAAGACCCUUCUUGCCUCCGCAUUACUGAAGUGUGUCUUUGCUCAGGUGUUUAGUGCAUGUCACAGUGAGCAGGUAAAGACGUCCAAGUGCAGUUGGGUUAUCAGCAAGACAAAGAUUGCUGUGGACAAUGACAUGAAGGGGAUGGUGUUGAACACCUUUGCAAGAUCACAGUAGAGAAGUGCAAAUUUAUUCAAGUAAUCGGGCAUGGAAUCAGAUCGCCAAAAACUCUUGAGCAAGAUGUGCUCUUUUCCAACAAGAAGUCAAGGAGCACUGGAGCAGAGAAAUGGAAAGAAUAUCUGGCAAGGAAUGCUGGGGGAAUGAGAUGGAAUCUGAAGGCAGACAAAACAAGAGGUAAGGUCCUGAGGUGUACAGAGACGAGCCGUUUUUGCCAACAAUGGCAGAAGAUGCAGAAGAAACGAAGUUGUCGGGCAGAAUCAUCAUGGCCUCCCUCAGUUCCUUGAGGCUUUUACUGUACUGACAUUAAUAAAGAUGUGUUUGGAAAAAACCACUGUGCCGGAGUGCAGUCUCAACCAUGAUGUCUUUGAGUCUUUUCAUCUUAGUUGCUUCAGUGAUUGUUUUUUUUUGCUUUUCACAGUUUCGCGAACACCUUUCAUUCAUCAAUAAAAUACGAUCAACAUUAUACGCAGAGGUUUUAUUGUAGCUAAAUGGCUGGAACUCAUGUCGACUGUUUAUGACUGAGAUUUGUCCUACACCGUGUUCUAGAACCAAAACCAGAGGCUUUUAAGCACAUUUAAUGUAAUUCUCAAUUAAUUAGUGUUUGAAUGGGUAAAUGUAGGCCAUUUGUAUUAUAGAAACUUAAACUAUGUAACUGCAAACUGUACAAAGCAUAGCAUGAGUUAUCAGAAUUUAAGUGUAUACAGUCAAUUCAAGUCAAAUUUUCAAAUCCACACUACAGCUCUACUUCGGGUUUUCUGUUACCUGCUUAGUGAUCCUGGACUUAACAUUUCUAAGUCCUCAUUCUCUUACAUACUAGUCUGGUUUGCGAUGAAUAUUUGUUUCAAAAUUACCCAUGUUCAUCUCACUUUAGGCUAAUAUUUGCACAAUUUUACUGUUUGAAAUUUAAAUUUAUAUGCAGACACGGUUAGAUUAAGAUGCAAGUUUUUUUGUCUGAUCAAAUAAGGACUUUAUCAAGAGAUGACUGGUCACUUCAGUUGUGUGGCAAAUGUUGCAUCACGCUGUUGCAUCGUUCUCUGAAAUAAAUGUAGCAUAAAAGACAAG